Messenger RNA from Toxotes jaculatrix (banded archerfish), 5670 nucleotides. RefSeq names its product coagulation factor VIII, procoagulant component (gene f8). Gene Ontology annotation, molecular function: oxidoreductase activity; copper ion binding. The coding region runs from base 46 to 5085 and encodes 1679 amino acids. The transcript has 27 exons. NCBI's taxonomy places the organism in Eukaryota, Metazoa, Chordata, Actinopteri, Toxotidae. The record is from RefSeq and is a predicted model, not a curated record.
UCUUUGACCCGGGACACGGUAGAGCUGACAGGUGCGCACACCGCGAUGAGGCCGACACUUCUGCUGCUGGCGCUGCUGCCGCUGAUCUGCUGCGAAACGCAGCAGUCUGCCCCCACUGUUAGAGAGUAUUACAUAGCAGCUGUAGAAAUUGGUUGGGACUACAUCUACCUGGACGAUGCUGACGCAUCGUCCGACCAAAGGAGAAGAUCCAGAGAUAUUCCGCAGAAAUACAUCAAGGCAGUUUACAGGGAGUAUACAGAUUCCACAUACACUGUCCCCAAGCCAAGGCCAGCAUGGACAGGUAUUCAAGGCCCUGUGAUUGUCGCACAGGCUGGUGAGAGGGUGGUGGUCCACUUCAAAAACCUGGCCUCUCAGCCCUAUAGUAUCAGCCCAGUUGGGAUCACUUACUGGAAACAAUCUGAAGGAGCCGGGUAUGAUGACUCCACUGCAGGUCAGGAAAAGGAAGAUGACGCUGUCUCUCCAGGAGGAUACUAUGAGUACGUGUGGGACAUCAGCCCUAAAGACGGCCCCACCAUCAGUGACCCAGAUUGCCUCACCUACUCCUACUCAUCCCAGGUGGACACAGUCCGAGACCUCAACUCAGGACUCAUCGGUGCCUUGCUCAUCUGCAAAUCAAGUGCCUUCACAGACAAGGGCCAGAGGAGAAAUCCAGCAUUUGUCCUGCUGUUUGCAGUGUUUGACGAGACCAAGAGCUGGUAUGGUGAGGUAGGAGAGAGGAUGAGCAGAGAGAAGUUCAAGAGGAGCCAGGGCAGGAAGGAAUACCACACCAUCAAUGGAUAUGUCAACUCUACGUUACCCGGUUUGACGAUCUGUCAGGGCCGUAAUCAUGUGUUUUGGCAUUUGAUUGGGGUGGGCACAGCUCCAGAAAUCCACUCCAUUCAGUUUCAGGAUCACACUCUGCAGGUGCUGACGCAUCGUAAAGUCAACGUGGAAGUGACCCCUAUGACCUUCACGACUGCAGAAAUGAGACCUUCUAAUACAGGCCGCUUCCUUAUCAGCUGUCAGAUAUACGCUCACCGCCACGAUGGUAUGAACGCGUUGUUCACGGUGGAGAAAUGCCCUGACCCCGUCUCUCUGCCGGGACCUGACCUGCGUAACGUUAAACAGAAGGAUCAUGGGGACUCCAGCGAAGAGUACAAUGAUGAUGAUGAUGAUGAUGAUGAUGAUGAUGAUGAUGGUGGGAAUUUGUUCAACACCAUUAGCUUUCUGCCUAAGAAGCCCCAAGUUCAAGCAAGGGCCAGCAGAGGACAGCAGUCUAAAACCUGGAUGCAUUAUAUCGCCGCUGAGGAGGUCACCUGGGACUACACUCCUCAUCUCAAGCCCUCAGACAGUGAGCUACAGUCCGGGUAUUUGCCUGCGUCUCCCCAUCACCUGGAUUACAAGUACAAAAAGGUGGUGUAUGUAGAAUACACAGACGCAUCUUUCACUCAGAGGAGGAAAAAAUCCACCUCACCCAACUUGCUUGGUCCACUUUUGAAAGGAAAAGUCAACGAUCAGUUCCAUAUCACUUUCAGAAACCUGGCCAGUCACCCUUUCAAUAUCUACCCCAAUGGCCUUACCAAGAUCUCUCCACUGCAGAGAACCACAAACGAUGCAGAGAAGGACUUGCGCUCCAUGGGAGUACCCCCCAAUGGGACAUUUGGCUACAUUUGGAGGCUAACAACAGAUGAUGGACCCUUGGAGGGAGACCCCCAGUGUCUAACCCAGCUGUAUCAGAGCACCGUCUCACCAGAGAGGGACUUAGCAUCGGGGCUGGUGGGCACCCUGCUCAUCUGCAAGUAUGAUGCCAUCGACACCAGAGGACGCCUGCUGGGCCCAGAUAAAGAGUGGAGAUUGGUAUUCGCUGUGUUUGAUGAGAACAGAAGUUGGUACUUCAACGAGAACAUGCAGAAGUCCAGCAAAAACAUCCCCAACAUCACAGAUCCUGAAUUCUAUAACUCCAAUAUCAUCUACAGUGUGAACGGUAUCAUGUUCAGCGAACGUCAGUUUGUAAUGUGUCAAACUGACGUCACCUUCUGGCAUGUGGCCAAUGUGGGCACCCAGAGCGACUUCCUCUCUGUUUACUUCACCGGAAACCUGUUUCAGUACCAAGGCCUCUACCACUCUGUCCUCACCCUCUUCCCCAUGACUGGCAUGACCGUUCCCAUGGAGACUGAGCUGAUGGGUGAGUGGGAGAUCAGUGCCUUCGAUGGCAGCCUCAAAAGCCGGGGGAUGAGCAUCCGUUACUCAGUUCGUCCUUGCGACAAUGGAGACCUCCCAAUAGUCGAUCGAGACAGAGACGAAGAUGAUAUUUCUGACUAUAUCGAUCGGCUAGAUCAAAUACCAAGGAGCAGAAGACCUCAGAAUCGCACAGUUUUGGUUCAGGUGUGUGAGAAGUCCCUGGCUAAUAACAGUUCAGGGCAAAUCAUCACUAAUGACACAGCUGUGGGGACCGGGGCUGCUGAAGGACAGUCAAUAUGUCACCUGAAGAGAGUUACAGUAGCAUCACAAGGAGGAGCAAGUCCGAACACGGUGCCAGAGGGAGGAAUCCCACAGGAUGUCUUGGAGGAGAUAGAGAAAGAUGGGGAAUGGACAGUUUUUCAGAAUGGGACUAAAGCAGGAGACAAGAGAGGUAGCAGACAGAGAAGACAGGCAGAGGGAAACUGGACAGACGGAGACAUCAGCUCUGGAGCCUCAGAAGAUGGAGUAACUGGGAUAGAGCUUGGCAAAGAGGUUGUGGAAAAUGGGACUGACACUGCUGCAGAGGUAAAGACUGAGGACAGGAGCGAAAUGUCAAGCGAAAUGAAUGGGACAAAGGAGGAGGUUGAAAUGAGCAACGAAAUCAUACUGGACAGCAAUCCAAUCCAGAAGGUCUCAACUGUAGAACCAAGCAAUUCAGAGGAAAUGGAUGAAAACAUCAUACUGCGAAACCACUUCCAGUCUGAACCUGAGCGACUUACAGUAGAUCUGCUGGAAUUCAACUACACUGUUGAUAACAACGCAACAGAAAUGGAUCUGUCUCUACAGUAUGAUGACUACAGCCUACAGGAGAACAGCACAUUGGAUACAUUUGCCACAGAUUAUGUGAACCCACGCUCCGGAGGGAUCAGAUAUCGCACUUACUACAUUGCUGCAGAGGAGAUCACCUGGGACUACGGCAUCAGAAAGCCACAUCAGCUCAUCAAACCCAAAGAGAUGCGGCGAGGGAUGAGGAAGUUCCUGCCAGAGUACAAGAAGGUGGUGUUUCAAGCCUACAGGGGUGAACGCUUCCAACAUCCCAUAAGCAGAGGAGAGCUUGAAGAGCACCUGGGACUCAUGGGACCUGUCAUCAGAGCUGAGAUUAAUGAUCUUGUCAAUGUGGUCUUUAAAAACAAGGCGUCCAGACCUUAUUCCUUUCACCUUCAGGGAGUCUAUGACCGCAGCCAGGGGGCCGGCAUAGCCCAGACCCACGCAGCCUCUGCUCCACCUGGGGUCCCAGGAGAGCCUGUGGCUCCUGGGGAGGUGCGGACCUAUAACUGGAGAAUAACCAAGACACAAGGACCAACCGACAAUGAAUUUGACUGCAAGACUGGGGCUUACUAUUCCACCGUGGACAAGGAGAAGGACCUUCACUCAGGUCUGAUCGGUCCACUGGUGAUCUGUAAGACUGGCACCCUCCAGACUCGUCAGAACACGCAGCCAGACAUCCAGGAGUUUUCCCUGCUUUUCCACACCUUUGAUGAAACUAAAAGCUGGUACCUGGAGGAGAAUCUGCAGCGGUACUGUGCCCCACCCUGUCAGGCCAACACCGAGGACCCCUGGUACCACAUCAGCAAUAAGUUUGCAGCGAUAAAUGGUUAUGUGGCAGAGACGCUUCCUGGGCUGUUGGUUGCCCAGCACCAGCAAGUGAGGUGGCACUUGCUGAACGUAGGAAGCAAUGGAGAGUACCACGCCGUGCACUUCCAUGGAUUACCUUUCACCGUUCACACCGAAAAAGAACACCGUAUGGGGGUCUACAACCUCUUCCCUGGAGUGUUUGGCACGGUGGAGAUGAGACCUCCCACAGUUGGCACAUGGCUGGUGGAGUGCACCAUAGGAGACUACCAGCUGGCUGGAAUGAGGGCUAAACUGUUGGUGUAUAAUCCACAAUGUUUCUUGCCUCUGGGGAUGAAAUCUGGAAGAAUUGAGGAUUCCCAGAUCACAGCAUCAGAUCACAUAGAUAAGUGGGAGCCCAGGCUGGCAAGGCUGGAUCAGUCGGGUUAUAUCAAUGCCUGGAUGGGCAAAAACAAGAUGUCAUGGAUACAGGUUGACCUCCAGAGGCCCACCCUGCUCCACAGUGUGCAGACACAGGGAGUCAGGUCAAAGCUGAGGGACCACUACAUCACAGUCUUUGCCAUAUCCUACAGUCUGGACCAGGAUACUUGGACCACAUACAGAGGAAACAGCACACCAGGAAACACCAGACAGCACCAUGUGUUUCACGGAAACCUGGACAGCUCCAGGGUGAAAGAAAACCACUUUUCGCCACCGUUUGUGGCUCGCUAUGUCAGGAUACAGCCAAUAAACUAUGUGCAGAAGCCUGCUCUGCGACUGGAAUUGCUGGGCUGCGAUCUAAACAGCUGUUCACUCCCUCUCGGGCUCCAGAGGAGGCAGAUUCCUGACACCAACUUUAAGGCUUCCUCAUUUCUUUCAUCUCUACUGCGUGUCUGGAAGCCCCACCUCGCCCGGCUCCAUCAGGAAGGCAGCACCAACGCCUGGAGGCCAAUGAACAACAACCCCCACGAGUGGCUGCAGGUUGACUUGGGGAGAGUCAAACGCAUCACGGGGGUCAUAACCCAAGGAGCACGAUCGCUGUUGACCCAGAUGAUGGUGACGGAGUUCUCAGUUACCAUCAGUCAUGAUGAACACACCUGGAGCAGUGUCUUAGAGGGCAACUCCCAAAGAGAACAGAUCUUCACAGGAAACAAUGACCCAGACGAGGAAGUUGUCACGGUUUUCGAUACUCCCCUGUUCGGACGCUACCUCCGUAUCCACCCGCGGGGCUGGAUCAAUGACAUCGCCCUGCGUCUGGAGGUCCUGGGCUGUGAGACGCAGCAGGUGCUCUGACACUACUGAACAAACUCACCAACGCGCAUGCAGCACCAUUUUAGUAUCAAUGUAUGUGUGUGUGUGCGUGUAAAGUAUCUUAGUUUUGUUUUUGAGUUUGACAAGAGAAGAAAAAUGUUAAAUUGUCAUGGACAGCACUUCUUAAGCUAUAUAUAAACUGUUUGAAUUUGUAUGAGAAAGGCUAUUUCUUCUGUAGCUACAUCUUUGUUUACAUUUUCACCUUUUUGCCAGUGUGGCGUUUGAUCAUUUUAUUACUGGUCAGAAGAGAAAUCUUGUCCAAAAAGACAGGAAGUAAUUAUGUUUGAGGUCAUAAGUUAAAAUGGAUAUAAUAUGCUAAUAUUUUAAAGUAUCAGUUUUAAGAUAAACACAGCUGAGCUACACAGUAUUCGCUUUACCUUUGAAGCACACAGCUGUGCUAACUACAGAGCAAACCUUUUGAAUGUAAGCUUGUGUAAAUAUUUCAGACUCAGAAGGAUGUAUACAGUUUGACUGGUUGUUAUAUAUCAUUGGGAAAGUUUGUUUUAAUGUGUUUUUGGUUUCCUGUUUUUUGUUUUUUGCUUGAAUAGAGUUUAUAUAAACAAUGAA